Thelazia callipaeda (thelaziosis nematode) is the source of this 507-nucleotide messenger RNA. The record is from the annotation of a GenBank genome assembly. Lineage: Eukaryota; Metazoa; Nematoda; Chromadorea; Rhabditida; Thelaziidae.
CUUCUUAACUUACGACAGGUCACUUCAGCAUCCCAAAAAAUGAAUUUAUAUCAAUAUAUUAUCAUUUUUGGGUUUUUGAGCUUGACUAAAAAAGCGACAGCGGAAAACGACUUAUCUACAGAAUACAAUAAUGUUGUAAGACUGAUGAACAUGCAAAAUACUAUCAUCAAUAAUUUGCAGAGACGAUUAGAUAAACUUCUUGAAGAACGGAAUAUGCGUGAGGAGAAUGUGUAUCGCCUGCAGAGUCAAGAAACAGGAAAAAACAAAUGUGAGUGCAAUCCAGGACCGCCUGGACCUCGUGGACAGAAAGGAGAACCUGGACCAAGAGGACCUCGUGGACCAUCAGCACUACCAAGUGAUGAUGAUAACAUGUGCUUGGUGGUAGUAGGAAGAUGUCCGAGAGGAUUUUUACCAAAUGCAAAUUACGGCAAUACUUUGCAAAGAAUAAUUAAUGAUCCACUCAUUCAGGUGUGCUGCACAUACUUGGUCCAAGCUGAAUUGAUAUAA